UCGUCUGAUCCCGGCACUUAUUCGCUGGCAAAUAAAACUAACACCACCAUACAAUUCGCACGAUGUUUUCCGCAAUGAUAUGGGGAGUUGGGCAAUGGGUAAGGCCGCGACACGGCAGCAACCAUCUCUUGAGGAGGACCGGUUUCUUUAUGGACCGUCGCGAUCGGUUUCAAACGAUCGUCCACUGUUGUGCACAAACCUGUUCGAUUGGAGCAGCAUUACCAUCAAUACAGCUAUACAAAUACACACACACAUACAGACCUACCAUAAUGCGCGUGUGUGUGUGUGGGGGGGAGUAUGCGUUACACAACUUCUUCCAAAAGCCCAACGGCGGCGGUCUACCUAAUGUGCAAUCGAGCAUAAAUGUGUUCCUCUUCCCUUCCGAAGGGUUCUUUUUUAUGCUCAACCGGAGGUUUUGCAUGCGAAGAGAGUGAGAACAGAUGAACUGUGCGGGCCGGACGUUACCCUUGAUUGGUCGUCCGGAACCGCUCCAAAACUAUGGGAAUGUGCUGUGAGUGUCAACCGAGAACCGAGUAGUGUGGGGUUGAUUGAAUCGUGGAUGGGGGUGGAGGGCCAAACUUCAGCAUUUGAACUUGAAGUCAACCUAAUGUCGGGCGACUGACAGGGCAACGGUUCUGUUUUUGUUUUGAUUUAUAUUGGACUGUCCAACAGUUCGUUAAAGCGUAUGGCUGAGUUCUUUAUUUCGUGGUGGUGAUUCCGUUCAGUUUCAAUUAGUUCCGAGCUCCAUUUUGUUAAACAACAAAGCUAAUUAUUAGGACAAUAACAUGUUUUGUACUGACAUCUGUUGGAGGUCGGGUAUUAUUCUCGCAAUACUUUACCCAACAAAUAUUGCCAUACGUCAGUGGUGGUCACCGUUAAUUGGUUUCUUGAUCUGUAUUUGCGGUCAGCUUUGCUAAUGUGUUUUGUAAGGUACCGCCAGCGAACAAUGUUCCCCGCUGAGUUUAGUUCACACAAUUAAAAAUAAAUUUUGUCUUAGUUUUGCUAAUCUCUUCCUGUGAUUAAUAGCUACCGUACCGUAGAUGCAAGACCUUGAAGACUCUAGGCUGGAGGAGCUGCUGUUAGACGCAUGAUAAACGAGCAAAUAAUUUUGCAUUGCAUAAACCUCAUUUUGGAGGCUUAAGGUAUGCUGUAGUUGCUAAAAGAGUGAUAAAUAAUGCGCUUUAAAUUUGAAGAAAACAAACGCCAUCUCUCUUCAAGCUUUCCUCAAUCGCAGUCUUUUUUAGUUAGGCUUUACUGGAAAGCAUAUUUCGAAGCGGAUACAAUAAAUUGUUAAUCAAGCCUAUAUUUGCAUCUCUACGGCGCAAGUGAAGAAGUUACAUCACGAUCGCGUUUUUGUUGGUGGCUUUUUUUAAUAAACUGACGGGGUGACGGAGUGUAGCGCCCGGCUACUUUCUCCAUUGACCCCUUGACAUCCCCGUCAUCGGUCAGCUUCUGCCUUUGAGACGCCAUGGAACCUGCAUAAUAAUCUACCCGGAUGCAAUAUGACCCUUGCACGAGUUGAGCUUUUACGUUGCCUUCUCUAUCUCUUUCCCACUCUCUCAGUCGCAAUGGCAAUGGUACGACCUGGAAUGUUUUAAUCGACUAGACGGGUUCGUUUGUGUGUGUGUGUCGUAGCUUAAACUCUCGACGACUUAAAGGAGACAGUUGCAGCUGAAACAAUCCCGGUGAAAGAGGUUAUUACACCGUGGAGGUUAACGUUUCCGGCUCCUUUUGCUCUCUCACUCUCGCAGUAUUGUUCGCCUACCGAGACACCGAUCACUUUCCCCGGUUUUUCCCCGGUGGAGCAAGAUUCGAUCGUGUACCCCCCCCAGAUCACCAAGGGGCAUUCGGUGAUGAUGUCUGCAAUUUGUCGUACCCUUUUGUACGCCUGGUGCAAGUCGUCACCGAGCGAGCAUUUGAAAAGCCCUUAAGGCGCCCCGAGCCAUCUCAUCAACAACACCGGGGAAAAAUGGUGGAAAAAGAGAGCGAGUCAAUCGAUGAUCGUCGUCGACUGUAAGAUUUUCAUUUCACAACUCACCUCACCAAUCCAUCAGCUUUUCCAAAUCACCAGCGCAAUCGUCGCCGACGAGUUGGGACAUUGCCCCACACGUUAGGAGAGAAAGUGGCAGCAUUACCAUGAUGGUCCAUCAACUGCUACAAUAACACAACAGCACUGCCAGGAACCUCGGAGGUACUUGUGUCGGAUGUCAUCAUUCAAAUCCUCCUCGCCCGGGGGAAGUUUUUCCCUUUUUUGGGGAAAAAGUGACAAGACGUCUUGGUAGUGUGACGCGCCUAACAACGUUUGCUGCUAUCUGUACGGUGUUCCUCUACGGGGACCCCCUUCAUGUAACACUAACUACAGUGGUAUGUAACCGUUUCCCGUCUUCGCGUACAACACGUCUUUCGUUUUUAUUGCUUGGUACAUUUGUACUCCCGCUAUCUGUUCGCGGUGGCGUUACGACUUCUACCAUAAAACGUGUAGCCUAUCUUGGACGCGCGCUGAUUGAGUGUGCUGCGUGUCCAAUCUUGGUCUCGAGUACCCAGCCAGUUACGUAAACGGAUGUGAGGGCUCAUCAACACCUUCUCCUGCUACCUCCUCGAUCCAUGGCGUGUUUAUCGCGUGGCCCCGGGCCACUGAAUCGGAAGCGUUUAGUUGCGCGUACCUGACACUAUUUCACUUUCCAUUUCCAUUAAUUACCGUGGAUAGGACGAUUAGUGCGAGGGUGAUGUUUGGUUUCGGGGUUGAAUUAGCCACACACACGGUAGUUGGGGGUGGAUAAUGGUAGGCUGUCCAAAUAAUAUGGCGACGCUCGCUUUCGCAUCCGGCAUGGGACUACUGGCAGUUGAUUGUCUGAUGAUCCUCUAGCAAUCAGAAUUAGCGAUUGAGAGUUAUUACUCGCACACUAUUCGAGAUGAAGUUCGUAGUAUCAGAUUAGAACUGCUACUGGAGCUGAUUAGGUAGCUUAUUACCAUUAUCUGAUGUUAGCAACGCAACUGCCGUUUAGCAUGAUUUAGAUUAGAAUAGUUUGUUGUGCGUAAUUGGAGGGCACAUAAUUGGUUUUGGGAAUGUUAUUCUGAACGCUUUGAGGUAAUCAUGUUUAGCUCCUCAUUUUUGCCACGAAUUUUCUAUGCGAUAACGUUCCCACUCAUAUCACGUCUUCGCUUCUGCUUCUUCACCCCUCUGAUUGAUAACCUUUCGUGAGGGUUCAUCAUUUCGCACUGGCUAAAGCUGACGAAUAGGCCGCUCGAUGGUGUGGUGUGUCUAGGCUUAAAUGCAUGCCUACUUCAAGACCGUUCGCGCGUUGUUACCCUUGGCCAAACGAUCGACAAACAUGCACUAUCAAUUUAUAAUUCAACUUGAAGAAAAAAAUCGUGCACUAGAAAGGUCGUUCCGCCGGUGAUGAUGGGCCACCACACGGAUAGGGUUGUUCCCGUAGUUCACCAUGAGUCUCAAAAUAAAACAUCCACUCUCCAAAUUGGGAGAUUAAAGUCCGUGGCCGUUGCGAAUGCGGAACUUUUUGGUGCAGUUUCGGAGUGUGGAUUUUGAUUUGGACAGCGCGAUGUCAUAAUAUUUCUUCACAUUUCACAAUAAAACACUUGCUUUCCUUGCCUCCACUAUUGCUACGCGUUUGAAGGGGAAAAUACGUUGGCCAAUCCGGCUACCUCGUUCGAGUUCAACUUUGCGGGGGGUUUUCGUGUACACGGAGGCGUCCGCAAACUUUGGGCGAUGUUUUGAAACUGUUGGCGUGAAGUUAAAAGAGACGCGUUGAUGCGAACUUUUCAUGAGUCCUGCACGGUGCACCUGAUCCGUUACGAACCGUGUGCAUUGGGGUAAACUUUGUCCACCACAGUUGCUGCAGUCCAGCACGCACUUGGGCGUACGCGCCAUUGUUUUGCUGGUUUUUAUCGCGUCUACUAAUGGGAAUGUUUUUGGAGAGCACACGACGAUACCGUAUAUCGUGUUUCGUAGGCUUCCUGGCCGUGUGUGUGUGUCACAGUUCCAGGUGGUAUAAAUUUUGCUAUAAAGUGAAAAGCUUUCCCGGGCCAGUGGUCAGAGUUCGUUGAGACUGCUUUCACAAUGGACAACGGCGUCCAUAGAUUCUUGCUUUCGGUCAAUCUUGUGCUCCUGCUGGUCUGCUGUCUACCACACCUAACGACGGCCCGUCAUGCUCAAAAAUGUUGUCCACCGAACGAGGUACUGCUCUGGUGCCCUCCAGUCUGUGAACCGACGUGCGACAAUGACUGCGUACCGACGCCAACCGGCAUCCCGAUGGAGACGUGCGUUUGCAAACCAGGAUUCGUGCGCCAUCACGGCCGUUGCAUCGAAAGGUGCGAAUGUCCGGCACCGUCUCCACCAACCGAACCUCCAACCGAAUGUCCACCGACGGCGACGACACCCAAACCUUGCGCCCGUACCUUCCACGGCAUGACGCGUAAUGGUGAAGUGCCACCGGUCAGAACACAUUACCCCCAUCCAUACUCAGCCCACACACAGCCCGGCCCGUACUCCAUGAUGUCGCAGUCGCAGAAUUUGUCUUCCUGCUCUAACUAUCUCUACCGGCCGCCCGUACGACCCUGUCCGCCCAAACCGAUGCGCACCACGACCGUGUCACCGUUCGCCGUGUGUCCACCGAACGAGGUGCAGCAACCUUCUCCAAUCUGUUGCGAGGAAACGUGUACCACAAACUGUGCGGCCGUACUGUGUCCAGCGCAGCCUCCAACAGGCCCACUGGUGUGCACCUGCGACAGUGGAUUUGUGCGGCAUAAGGGUCGUUGCAUACCGCGUAAUGAGUGUCCCGUCGAGGAACCGGUUAAAUUCUGUGGCCCUAAUGCACAUUACAGCCCGUGUACGCCCUGCUGUCAGCAGACCUGCGACAACGAUUGUAGCAAGAUCUUCUGUAUAGCGGCCUGUACCGGUCCUCCGACGUGUGUGUGUAACGAGGGGUAUGUGCUGCACGAGGGUAGAUGCAUACUGCCGUCCGAGUGUCCUCGGAAGUGUCCUCCGACUACGGUAGCUCCACCGCAUAGGUAUUACUACACGGAGAGGCCUUGCACGCCGGUAUGUCCACCCGGUGCAAGCCUACGUCCUUACAAGCCCUGUUGCGUGGACACUUGCACUACGGACUGUCGGCUGGUGCGAUGCACGCAAAGUUUCACCGGUCCACCGACCUGCGUCUGUGACUAUGGGCUAGUGAUGCACAACAAUCGGUGCAUUCCGCGCGACCACUGUCCAACGACGAACGAGCCAAUGUAUUGUGGCUUCGGUGGCAGCAGUCACUCGAACCCGUACUCCUUUCUGAUGGAUGAAUGAAGAAUAUUGUUUUAAUAAAUUAUUGACUUUUUUUUUCUACAACAUUGCAUUCCGUCGUGGUUGGUGUUAUCUUUACCUGUGACACAGUGAAAC
This is a messenger RNA of Anopheles stephensi (Asian malaria mosquito), 5404 nucleotides long. Its product is annotated as zonadhesin-like. The transcript has 2 exons. The coding region runs from base 4079 to 5311 and encodes 410 amino acids. The record is from RefSeq and is a predicted model, not a curated record. Lineage: Eukaryota; Metazoa; Arthropoda; Insecta; Diptera; Culicidae.